GUUUCUUGGUUCUUGGCAUACAAAACUUCUUCUUCUGAUGGUGGUUUCUCCUUUCCAUUUAUCUGCAACCGCAUAGUAUCAUUCAACAAACCUACAAAUUUCUUGAUUUUCUCCUGAAAAUCUCAAGAAACUUUUGAAGGGUUUGAUAUAUUAACAUUGCGUAUUUGCAGAUAAGUUUUCUCAUUUUUCCAUCAUAUUAUCAUAAUCUUCUCAUUGUUUCUUAGAGGAAAGAGGCUCGAAAGAAUCAAGUUUAUAUCCUGACCUUCGUUUCUGUAUAACUCUUGAAAUAUUUGGGAUUUACAGGAAGAAGAUUCUGUAUUUUGCUUUGGAUUCUUCUUUUUUUUUUUCAUUUCUUGGUGGUUUGGUUAGAAAUUUUCUGGGAUUCUGGUGAACUUUUAUAUCUGGGCUUUUUGAGUAAGGUUUGGAUCAAUUUUUAGUUAUUAUUGUUGCUUUUUGGGAUGUGCAUUGGGGUAGAUCGUGCUGGUUUUGGUUUUUGGAUUGUGGAUUAGCUUGAAUUUGAUUUGUAAAGUUCUAUAUUUUUCUCCGAUUUAUUGGAUUGAUAUACUUGUUGAGUGUGGUAUUUGGAUCUAAUUAUUAGGCCUAGUAAUAGGUUGAAGGCGAUAGCAUAGAAGUUGGUUGUUUGAGAUCAAGUUUUUGGUAGUUUAUUGAUAUCUUGGUAUGAGCAUGGGGAGACAAACUGGGAAGGAGAAGACCAACUAUGGAGAUAAAUGGCGUGAGCUGAAUUUGAAACAAAUCAGAGCCAGCGGAAAUAGCCUGCAUGCUCAUGAUCAUGACACGGCCAUGUUCAUCUCAAUGUCCCAAGAACUGAAGGAAGAGGGUAAUAGGUUGUUUCAAAGGAGGGACUACGAAGGUGCCUUGUUGAAGUACGAUAAAUCCAUAAAAUUACUUCCAAGGAACCAUGUAGAUAUAGCAUAUGUGAGGAGUAAUAUGGCUGAAUGUUACAUGCAGUUGGGUAUACACGAGUAUCCAAGUGCAAUCAACGAGUGUAAUUUGGCCCUUGAAGUCUCGCCGAAAUACAGUAAAGCUCUCUUGAAAAGAGCUAGAUGUUAUGAGGCGUUGAAGAGGCUUGAUUUUGCGCUUAGAGACGUCAGACUAGUACUGAAGAUGGAACCGAAUAAUCUCAUGGCGACUGAAAUAGAGCAAAGGUUGAAGAAAACGUACGAGAGACUAGGCUCCAGGUUUAGUGAGAUUUCUGUGGAUUUGGUUCCAUUGCCCGACUACGUAGAGCCAGUUGUUUCACCUAAAAGCAAAGGAACCAAGGACAUGGGAAAGAAAAAGAGAAGCAUAAGCCUAUUUGAUGGGAGGACAGGGGGAUAUUACGAAGGGACAGGAAGUUAUGUGAAUGAAAUGAAAGGAAAGCCGGCAGAACUAAAAACUGGUGCUGGAGUUGGGAUGAGGAUGUUUCAUGAUGUGAUUGAGGAAAAGAACACUGAAGACAAAUUGGUGGUAGAGGAAGAAAAAGUUAGUAAUGGUACUGCCGAAGAGCCAAAAAGAACGGUGAAAUUAGUGUUUGGAGAAGACAUAAGGUGGGCACAGGUUCCUGUUAACUGCGAUGUUUUGAAACUGAGGGAAGUCAUAUUUGCUCGGUUUCCAAACUCAAAAGCCGUUCUUGUUAAGUAUAAGGAUCGAGAAGGUGAUUUGGUCACAAUCACGACAACUGAAGAACUGAGGUGGGCUGAAGCAUCUACAGAACUUGGUUCUGUCAAGCUGUAUGUUUUUGAAGUUAGCCCAGAGCAAGAUCCACUCUUCCCAAAGGUUAAAAAGAACAGGCUUGACACGAGACAUGUUACUGAAAAUGAAAAUGUCGACAGAGGAAAGGAAAUACAGUGUGAACCGACUUGUAUCAAUGAUUGGAUCAUUCAUUUUGCUAAAGUUUUCAAGAACUACGUGGGGUUUGACAUCGAUGCUUAUAUAGAUCUCCGUGAAGUGGGAAUGAAACUCUAUUUGGAAGCUAUGGAAGAGACGGUCACUAGUGAAGAGGCUCAAGACCUUUUUGGUAUUGCUGCUGAUAAGUUCCAGGAACUGGCAGCUUUAGCUUUGUUUGAUUGGGGGAAUGUUCACAUCUCAAGGGCAAGAAAACGGGUGUAUUUUACGGAAGAUUCUUCUCGAGAAUCUGUGCUUGAACAAAUCAAAUGUUCUUAUGACUGGGCGCAGAAAGAGUUCACUAAAGCAGGACAAAGAUAUGAAGAGGCUCUAAGAAUGAAGUCAAAUUUCUAUGAAGCAGUUGUAGCUCUUGGACAGCAACAGUUUGAACGGGCAAAACUCUCUUGGUAUUACGCAAUUGGCACUGGGGUUGAUCUUGAAUCAUGGCCUUCAGGAGAAGUUCUUAUGCUUUACAACAGUGCAGAGGAAAACAUGGAAAGGGGAAUUCAAAUGUGGGAAGAUCUAGAAGAGCACCGUCUUAGUCAGCUAUCCCAGCCAAAUAGAAUUGAAAUUCUACUGCAGAAAAUGAAACUCGAUAACUUGUUCAAAGACAUAUCUGUAGAUGAAGCCGAAGAACAGGCAACAAAUAUUCGGUCUCAGAUAUAUGUACUAUGGGGUACUAUGCUGUAUGAAAGAUCUGUAAUGGAAUUCAAACUAGGACUUCCUGUGUGGCAAGAAUGUUUGGAGGUCGCUGUCGAAAAAUUUGAACUUGCUGGAGCUUCUGAAACUGAUAUUGCUGUUAUGAUAAAGAAUCAUUGUUCCAAUAACACGGGAUUGGAAGGUUUAGGAUUCAAUAUCGAUGAGAUUGUACAGGCGUGGAACGAGAUGUAUGAAGCAAAAAAGUGGGAAGGACACAUUUCUUCUUUCCGUUUGGAACCACUACUUCGCAGACGAGUUUCAAAAAUUUAUUAUGCCCUCCAGCGUGUAUAAAUGCUUUAUGUUUUAUGCAUUACAGAGGGAACAAAAGUACUGAAUGGAGGUUCCAACUUAUGUCGCAAGCUUCUGUGCUUAUUGCAUCCUUGGAGAAAUUCAGUGUUACAAUCAACUUCCGGUGACCGUGAUGAAAAUGUUCAUUCGGCGGGUGUGGCAGCCUGCACGUUACCUAACGACAGUGGGAACGCAAUCAGCCAUACGGCCCUUCCAGUUUUUCAGUUCUGGGGGACCAAGUUGGAGUUGCAGAAAAUCAUUUUUGAUAAUUUCUGCUUCAUUGUUAUCACCUUCUCUUGGUAGUUUAUUUAUUUAUAUAUAUCUAUAUGUAAGAGCAUUCAUUAAGAUUGAUUUUGUGAUAUUAUAGCCUUUUGUUUUAUGUUUCUCUUUAGGAAGUUUUUUCUUUGUGAAGCUUAAAAGCUGUAAUUUCUUUUGUUGUCUGUUUCAAUGU
This is a messenger RNA of Sesamum indicum (sesame), 3322 nucleotides long. RefSeq names its product protein PHOX1. NCBI's taxonomy places the organism in Eukaryota, Viridiplantae, Streptophyta, Magnoliopsida, Lamiales, Pedaliaceae. Gene Ontology annotation, molecular function: protein binding. The record is from RefSeq and is a predicted model, not a curated record.